Molecule: messenger RNA, 1705 nt
Organism: Colletotrichum navitas
Lineage: Eukaryota; Fungi; Ascomycota; Sordariomycetes; Glomerellales; Glomerellaceae
Product: P-loop containing nucleoside triphosphate hydrolase protein
Exons: 6
Coding region: 1-1290 (429 amino acids)
Biological process (GO): reciprocal meiotic recombination; DNA repair; meiotic DNA recombinase assembly
Cellular component (GO): Rad51B-Rad51C-Rad51D-XRCC2 complex; Rad51C-XRCC3 complex; replication fork
Molecular function (GO): ATP binding; crossover junction DNA endonuclease activity; ATP-dependent DNA damage sensor activity
Source: RefSeq, a predicted model, not a curated record
AUGGAAAAGUAUCACUCCGUUCAUGAGGAAGACAUUUCCAGCUUCGACCUACCGUCAACUCAUCGAUUACCCACUGUGUCCGCCGCGGAGGCACUGGAAGAUCUAGACGGCAGUGUCGGCAGGCACAUCUCCACAGGUAUCGGCCGGCUAGACGAGACGCUCGUCUAUGCUUUCUCUCGCCGGGAUCCUGGCUCAGCGCGCGGGGGUCUUCAAAGAGGUCAGGUCUCUGAGAUAUGGGGCCCACCAGGCUCAGGCAAGACGGCUCUAGGCAUCCAACUUGUCGCCAGUGCGUUGUGUGAUGGGCAUGUUGCCGUGUGGGUAGACUGCGCGUAUUCUGUCUGCGGCCAGCGACUCAAUGCCGUGAUCGAGGCAGUGGAACAGGCUCGAUCAUCUACGGACGAUGGACCGGCAAAGCCAUCCAGCGAUAACCUCGCUCACUACAGCUGCCCAAGCUUACCUCACCUGGUUGCACUGCUAUGUCGUCCGACAGCCGCAACGUUGCCAGCGAAGACGGCUCUGGUCAUCAUAGACUCGUUGUCAGCUCUAGUGAACUACGCUUUUCCCAAGGCAUCCGACGGUCGGAGAGGACCGCCUCAGGGCAAAGGACCGGGAUUAUCAGCGAAGCGGCUGCAAGCCCUGCAGUACAUCACCAGCGCACUGCAGAAAUUAGCGGCAACGCGAGACUGCGCAGUGGUUGUGUUGUCGCAGUGCGCAACGAGAAUGCAAUUGGAGCGAAGCGCCACUUUGAUCCCAUCCAUUAAUGCUGGCAUUUGGGAGCAGGGGAUGUCGACACGAGUAGUGCUAUUUAGAGACUGGGUGUGGAAGGACGGGCGGCCGUCGACCGUAUCUUUCGCCGGAGUGCAGAAGCUAAACGGUAAGGCUGGGCCCGACAUGAUGCAGAAUGCUGCGGCGUUUAGAGUGGAAGCGACGGGCGUGGUUGGCGUGCAUUACGACAUUAGCCAGCCAUCGGUGCUGGUGUCGAGUGCUCCACGCGCGAAACGCAAGCUGGUAGAGGCCGGUCUCGAAGUGCCAGACAGCGAAGAAGAGGACGAUGAGGAAUAUGGGUGGGUUCAGGAAGACGACGCAGCACUCCCCGGCCCGCCGCCACAAUGGCAAGGCAGCGAAGACCUCCUCCUAGGGACGCAAGCCGCCGAAAGCGAAGAUGGCAGCGACGGGGACGGGAACGGCGACGGCGACGGCGAGGACGGCGACAAUGAUGACACGGGCGACAAGGCAGAAGUGGAGGGGACAGCGAUUAGCGGCCGAGAUAGCGACGAAGUUGCAGAGUAGGCAAAGGCAGACCUGCAGGGCCCAAUGGAAUACUUGCGGCAAAGGCCGGAGCUUGGCCGAUGGAUAUGACGAGCACGAAUCGAUAAUACGAUCGUGGCUCUCUCUUGCCCCCCCCUUGUAUGGCCCUAGAGACGGACAGAAAAAUUCUCGCAAGGCGCCAACCCCGAGGCUUGACAUCGUGUAUGUCAUGUUACGGAGCCUCACCAGGCCUUGAGAAGGGAGGAUGAGGCGGGAGAAAGGGGAGAAGGCUAAGGAGUGAAAAACUAAGCUAGAGCAACUCCACCGAAGACAGCAGAGAGGUCCCGCCACUCUCAGAGAGAUUCAGCGGGUAAGGACCGAUAAGAAGCGGUCGGUCAAGGCCCGGGUCCACCGAAAGGGCAUGAAAUUUCAUCGUCACCACUCGGCCAAAUGUCGG